AUGGUAGAAGAGUCAAAAUCUCCGAUACGCCAAACUCUUGACGAUCAGCUGAUCAGCGCAAUACAAAAAGGCUCAAUUGACGACAUAAAAAAAUUAAUUAACCAAGGUGUAGAUUUAAACCAUAAAGACCGAAAUGGCAGUACAGCCAUUUACAGUUGCAGCAACGAUGAGCAGCUAAAUAUCGCUCGUUUUUUGCUUUCUCAAGGCUCAGCCCUCAACAUCUCAAAUAUCAGAGGAAAUACUCCUCUCCACAUUGCAGUAGAACGAGGAAGCAAAGAAAUCAUUCUUUUAUUUAUGCUGAACAACGCAGAUCCUUCAGCUGUAAAUGCAAAUGGGCAAAAACCAGAAGAUUUAAAUCAAGAAAUGAAGCCUUUACUGUGAGCAAUAAACAAGGACAGAGAUUCUUAUAGGCUGCUUAAUGAAAACCAACGGAAAAGGCUAAAUCAAAUAUUUGACGACAUUGAUGGAGAUGGGACUGGGCAGCUUGAUAUUGCGAAAAGCACAAAAUUCAACAGGUUUUUAGAAGAUGACUUGCCAGAAGACGCAGCGAGGAAGGACGCGAGUGAUUUUAUUAGGGAUGUAAGCAUUUGUAAGCCUGGAAAAGUGAAUUUGGAUGAGUGGCUUUUUUCGUUUAGUAAAUUAGCUGCAGAGAUGGGGAGUGAAAGCAUUGAUCAGUUUAUAGAGGACUAUGAGAGAAGGAUAAAAGAAAAAGGGAAAUUCGCUGACUUUAGAGUCAGGGAUUAA
Molecule: messenger RNA, 744 nt
Organism: Blepharisma stoltei
Lineage: Eukaryota; Ciliophora; Heterotrichea; Heterotrichida; Blepharismidae
Source: the annotation of a GenBank genome assembly